AUGGCAGCUGAGGUCUCCCAAGUGCCGAUCGAUGGUCAACUGGAUCUUACGUUCGAUGGUGGCGGCGAUACAACGACCAACCCCGAGUUUCGCUCCGCCAUGUCGGACGACAUCAUCCCUGGGACAGAGGGGGAUAAUAGUUUUUCUGUUGAGCCUACGGAAGAAUUGCCAGCCAGCUUGAACGAGAUAGACUGGGAAGAGCCAGCUGCCGCUGGCAGCGCGGUGUCGCUUGCAGUUGCGGACGCAGAUGGCACAGCUGAUAUCGACGCCCUCACACCAUCAUUUGACGUUAACAUGGGCGAACCCGAUCUUCAUGUUGAUUUGGGGAUCGCGGCCGCUCCCGGGGAUGGCAGCGCCCAGGAGAGUGCCGAUGCUGGAGAGGCGGAAUAUGACGAGAGUGGACAUGCCUCUCAUGCGCCGGAUAACGGAAUCAUUGAGGAUGAUGUGGAGCAUGAAAUCACAUACGACGAAGAUGAACCUGGAGAACACCUAGAAGCACAUACCGAGGUCGGGGAUAUUUCUCCCUCAUACGUGGUCGACCAGGAGCAAGGCGAUGCGGAGGCGGAUGCUGAAGGCCAGAGCGGUGAUGAGACCCCUGGAGAUGUAGGAGAGGGUGUUGAAGAGGAGCAUGAUAUCGAGGGUGAUGAAGCUGGCUCUGACCACGCGGAGGCCCAGGACGAGCAGUCUACCGAUGAGUCUGAUGAUGACCGGGGCGAGUUACCAACGUCAUAUGUUGGUGUGCUGGACCUGACUGUCGAUAACCUCCUUGCGAGGCUCCGCCAGGAACUUAUUGAUGACCUUGGGCCACAGGAUGAACUAGUUCUUCAGGUGGAUGAGCUGGGCUUGGAGUAUGCAGAGUCCACGCAUCGAGAACAUCUCUCCGGCGUCACGUUCAGGCAGCUCCACGAGAUUUUUGACCAGUUGGCGAAGAAUCAGGACCCUGAUGUCAGCCGGGUCCUGUACACAAAUCUCCUAAUCCGACCUCACCCCGCUAAGCGUCUAGAACUUUUGAUCGAUGAGGCUUUCAAUGGAAAAGGCCUAGAUGAGAUCAUCUAUUGCUUCCAACCUAACUCUCAAGGACAUGCUACGCACGAUGCGGGAAAUACCAACAUGAUUAUUGACAGUAGCGAUGAGGAUGGUGGCGAGGACGGUGAGGACGAUGUCGAGGCUGAGGCCGAGGCUGAGGAGGAGGAGGAAGAAGAGGAAGAGGAAGAGGAGGAAGAAGCUUCGCCUGACGACGAAAUGGUUUCUCAGCAAGAGAUUGAUGACGAGAGCGAGAACGAACUAGAUCAAUCUGCGGAGACUGAUGCUGCCGAUCUAGACCAAGAUCAGUACUACGACGAGGGUAGCGAAGAUGCAGACGAGAUCGAAGGAGUGGAAAUCGACACAGCCGAAGUUGUGGAAGUUCGAGAGGAACAACAAGCUGCCCCCGAGGACGAUGGCGCUGCAGAUGGGUUGAUCUCCGUCGAGGUGGACGGCGUGAUUGAGGUAGCAACACCACAAGAACCGACCUACGAUGAGCUUGCAACUGAACAGCCCGGGGAGGAAGCUCUGGAUUCCGGGUUCGAUUUUAUUGAGAUGAUUGAUGAUGAUGAGGAAGAUCGUGACAUCCUUGAGAUAGAACAAGAAAACCCAACUGGCAGCAGUGCGACGGCCACACUCGAUGGCCGAACAGAGAAUGAAAUCGACUAUGAGGACAACAACGAAGACCCCGUGGAGGAAAAUGGUGACCCGAGCCUCGGGAUUGACGAAGCUACAGUUGAUGGUGGCCAGCUUGAUGAGAUAGAUUGGCGCGAUUUCCCUGAAGAGCCUUCCACCAACGAUUUGAAGGAGACGAUGAGCACCUCAGGGAAACGACCUCACGCCGAGGUGAAUGACGGAGAAGAGUUUGACUUGGAUGAAGGGAUUGAUGUCAAGCGUCGUCGAUCUUAA
Molecule: messenger RNA, 1932 nt
Organism: Parascedosporium putredinis
Lineage: Eukaryota; Fungi; Ascomycota; Sordariomycetes; Microascales; Microascaceae
Source: the annotation of a GenBank genome assembly